AUGGAGUCUAUCGACAUGGAGGCCGGCACCGAAGGGAUGCUCACGGACGUGGGCUUCAUGUUUGACGCGUGUCUUGAGAAGGUCACAUGCCGAUACGAGUACGGCGCUAAUGCCGACGUGUCGGUGCUACUCACGUACGCCAAGGAUGAGCCCGGGGCCCUGCAAAGCGGCCACUACGUGUGGCCUGCUGCGCCCGCGCUGUGCGAAUAUCUGACCAGGCACCGCGACAUUAUCCCGAGCAGUAACGUGGUGGAGCUGGGUGCAGGCUGCGGGCUCACGGGUCUAGCUGUUGCCCAGAUUCGACCUGAAGCUACUGUGAUCUUCACGGACCAUGACCCGGGUGUGCUCAAGGUCAUCGAACACAACGCCGGCCAGCAGGAGCGCACGCAGGCCACGUGCCUUACGCAAAGUCUGCGUUGGGGACCGGAUGGCGCAAAGGAGAUCGAGGCAAUAGAGAAGCUGCAAGUAGGACCUGAAGGUAGCAAUGGCGUCACGGGUCUGAUUGUCGGCUCGGAUGUCAUCUAUGCGCGUGAGGUGGUACCGUUGCUCUUCUGGACAGUGGACAGGUUACUGUCGCCUGGUGGCGUGUUCCUCAUGUGCUCGAGCUUUGGCUACGACGAGGAGACAGAGAAGGAGAUAGACGUGCAGAGCGCCAAGUGCGGACUUAAGAGGGAGAUUAUCCAGUGCUCGCUGAACGAAGGAGGGACCAGGAUCCAGUGCUUCACGCGGACAACUACCAGGUAG
This is a messenger RNA of Phytophthora infestans T30-4, 744 nucleotides long. RefSeq lists its product as uncharacterized. The transcript has a single exon. Lineage: Eukaryota; Oomycota; Peronosporomycetes; Peronosporales; Peronosporaceae. The record is from RefSeq and is a predicted model, not a curated record. The coding region runs from base 1 to 744 and encodes 247 amino acids.